AUGUCUGCCGUGGCCACCGGCUAUGAGGAAAGCUGCAGGACGCCUCUCGCUAUGAUACGUCAAUUUCACCGCAAAGACGCAGUCAUCUGCGGGACUCUGUCGGGUGGGGAUUGGUUUCGGAAGACCGAAGAUUUCCCAAGGCUGCGGUUGGUCGUUAAGUUAAUCACAGCCUGCGAGGAGAUAGAUAAGCUGGGGGGCCAAUUUGAGCAUUAUGAGCAUGGUUUGGAGAUGCUUCACAUAUCGCAGUUUUCUGUCGUCCGAGCAAAUCCCCCCCCCUCUUUAUAA
Molecule: messenger RNA, 285 nt
Organism: Paracoccidioides brasiliensis Pb18
Exons: 2
Coding region: 1-285 (94 amino acids)
Source: RefSeq, a predicted model, not a curated record